CUGAGCUUGAGUACACGCACUAUCAUAAGAGCGCAGCUGGAGUGUCUUUUGAGUAUACACUCACACUUGUAAAGUGUUGUGUUGAGAAGAGAUGGCGAAAAUUCCCAUCUUUAUGGUGGGUUUAUUGCUGUUGAACUGCUGGGUAGCCUUGGCAGAUGCAGAGUACUUGAAAUAUAAAGAUCCAAAACAGCCUUUGAAUGUUCGAAUCAAGGAUCUCAUAAACAGAAUGACUUUGGAGGAGAAGAUUGGCCAAAUGGUGCAGAUUGAUCGCACUGUUGCAUCAGCUAAUGCCAUUAACAAGUACUUUAUAGGGAGUGUGCUAAGUGGGGGAGGAAGUGUUCCAAAGAAGGAGGCUAGUGCAGAGGAUUGGAUUAACAUGGUGAAUGAUUUUCAAAAAGGUGCCUUAUCAACCAGGCUGGGAAUUCCUAUGAUUUAUGGAAUUGAUGCUGUUCAUGGCCAUAACAAUGUCUACAAAGCAACCAUUUUUCCUCACAACAUUGGGAUGGGAGCUACUAGGGACCCAGAACUUGUGAAGAAGAUUGGAGAAGCAACUGCACUUGAAGUUAGAGCUACCGGAAUUCCAUAUGUGUUUGCACCUUGCAUUGCGGUUUGUAGAGAUCCAAGGUGGGGUCGCUGCUAUGAAAGUUAUAGUGAAGAUCCUACACUAGUCCAAGCUAUGACAGAGAUCAUUCCCGGAUUGCAAGGUCAAAUCCCUGCAAAUUCACGAAAGGGUGUUCCCUUUGUUGCUGGAAAAAAGAAUGUAGCAGCUUGUGCUAAACACUAUGUCGGAGAUGGAGGAACCACAAAAGGAAUCAAUGAGAACAACACAGUGAUAGAUAGACAUGGAUUGCUUAGCAUUCACAUGCCAGGCUACUAUAACUCAAUCAUCAAGGGAGUGUCUACUGUCAUGGUUUCUUUCUCGAGCUGGAAUGGAGUUAAGAUGCACGCUAACCGUGAACUAGUCACUGGCUUCCUCAAGAACACACUUCGUUUCAGGGGUUUUGUUAUAUCAGAUUGGCAGGGAAUUGAUAGGAUUACUUCCCCUCCUCAUGCCAACUAUACAUAUUCCAUUCUUACCGGAAUUACUACUGGAAUUGACAUGAUAAUGGUUCCUUUCAACUACACAGAAUUCAUAGAUAGCCUAACCUCUCUAGUGAAACAUAAUUUCAUACCCACGAGUCGAAUUGAUGAUGCAGUGAGGAGAAUUUUAAGGGUUAAGUUCAUGAUGGGCCUUUUUGAGAAUCCACUUGCUGAUUACAGCUUAGUCAACCAACUUGGGAGACAGGAGCAUAGAGACUUAGCUAGAGAAGCUGUAAGGAGAUCAUUAGUCUUGUUAAAGAAUGGUCAAUAUGCACAUAAACCAUUGCUUCCUCUUCCUAAGAAGGCUUCAAAAAUACUUGUUGCCGGAAGCCAUGCUGAUAAUCUCGGUUAUCAGUGUGGUGGUUGGACCAUUGAUUGGCAAGGACUAAGUGGAAACAAUCUUACCACUGGCACAACUAUUCUAAGUGCUAUAAAAAACACUGUUGAUAAAGACACUAUGGUGGUUUACAAGGAGAACCCUGAUUUGGAGUAUGUGAAGUCCAAUGAUUUUUCAUAUGCAAUUGUGGUAGUUGGAGAGCAUCCCUAUGCAGAGACUUUUGGAGACAGCUUGAACUUGACAAUACCAGAUCCUGGUCCACAAACCAUAACAAAUGUGUGUGGAGGACUGAAAUGUGUUGUUGUAGUAAUCUCUGGUCGCCCUGUGGUUAUACAGCCAUAUCUUGACACCAUUGAAGCACUUGUUGCUGCUUGGCUUCCAGGAACUGAGGGUCAAGGUGUUGCUGAUGUCUUGUUUGGUGAUUAUGGUUUCACUGGCAAGCUUCCAAGAACAUGGUUCAAGACUGUUGAUCAGUUACCUAUGAAUGUUGGUGAUUCUCAUUAUGAUCCACUUUAUCCAUUUGGAUUUGGCCUUACAACCAAACCCAACAAAGUAGAAUAAGAACUUUAAUAAGUGUUAGCCAGCCACCAUGUACCAUUCUUGUGGUUGUGCUUGGUAUUUUCGAUAUCAACCAUGCUAGAUGUACACUAAAAUCAGUCAUUAAAAUUAGCUAUUAAAGUAGAAUACACAUUAAAAAUGAGUUAAACUAAACAUGUAUUUUUGUAUACAUGGUUGAUGAUUUUAAUGGUUAAUUUUGAUGUGCAAAUAGUAUUUUUGUUUCGAUAAGAUAUAACCAAGUUAUGCUUUUGGCAGUUGUUAGGUUUGAAGCCU
Messenger RNA from Arachis duranensis, 2248 nucleotides. RefSeq lists its product as uncharacterized. Gene Ontology annotation, biological process: glucan catabolic process. The record is from RefSeq and is a predicted model, not a curated record. The transcript is spliced from 9 exons. The coding region runs from base 92 to 1978 and encodes 628 amino acids. Lineage: Eukaryota; Viridiplantae; Streptophyta; Magnoliopsida; Fabales; Fabaceae. Gene Ontology annotation, molecular function: beta-glucosidase activity.